AUGAUCUGGCUUCAAAACUCGACGGCCCCUCAAACUGAUUCAACUCGUCAUGCUCCUGUGGCUCAGCUUCCUUUGGCUCAUGUUCCUGCCGCCCAAGCCUCUGCUACUCCUCAUCCUCCUGUCGUGAACUCUGCCUCUGGUGAUCAACGUGGUCUCGAUGCUCUCUCUGACCGUGAACUGUGGGCUGCUGUCGCUCGUGCUUCAUCUUCCACCACCUUUUUGGAGAAGUCGUUUCGUGCAGUUCUUGAGAAACUUGCUGAUUCCAAAAACGCCCCAACAAGAAAUUGA
This is a messenger RNA of Caenorhabditis auriculariae, 288 nucleotides long. NCBI's taxonomy places the organism in Eukaryota, Metazoa, Nematoda, Chromadorea, Rhabditida, Rhabditidae. The record is from the annotation of a GenBank genome assembly.